This is a messenger RNA of Astrephomene gubernaculifera, 2532 nucleotides long. NCBI's taxonomy places the organism in Eukaryota, Viridiplantae, Chlorophyta, Chlorophyceae, Chlamydomonadales, Astrephomenaceae. The record is from the annotation of a GenBank genome assembly.
UUUCGAAAGUAAUGGUAUAUUUGUCUGCAAAGCGCUAAACAUAACAACACUGAAGUAACCAACGCUUGGAUACCUUACCUGUGACUUGUUGCUCGCUGCCCGACUUCUUAGCGCCUAUUUAUAAACAAUGGCACCGCAUCCGCCUUAUCACCCCAAGCAACAUGACCUGGACGAACUUCGGAAACUAAUGCCUCCAGAUGCUGAAGAGGUGCUGAAAAGCGCCUUCGAGGAAGGCCUCACGGACAAGCUACUAUCCCGAUGGCUAAUCGCUCGAAAAGGCGAUGUAAAGGCUGCCGCGGCUAUGCUGGAAAAGCACAUCACCUGGCGGCGGGGUCCCGGGCGGCCCGUGGAAGAGGAGCACCACGGCGUGCAGGUCAACCUGCAGCACAAAAAGGUGUUCCUGCAAGGGCUAGACAAGCAGGGCCGCCCCAUCGUGCUGGGGGUGGGCGCGCGGCACCGCAGGUUCGACAGCAAGGAGGACGCACUGGCCUUCUGCACGUAUGCGCUGGACACCGCAAUAGCCAUCGGGAACUCCCACGAGGGCUGGGACGGCAAGCUGACGGGCGUGUUUGACCUGCGGAGUGAACAUGGGCCUUAAGAACGCGGACCUGACGGCUCUACAAACCAUGUUUGAGCUGCUUCAAAACCACUACCCCGAGCGACUAGGCCGGCUGUUCCUGUACGAGGCGCCCAUGGCCUUCUACGCGAUCUGGCGGGCCGUCAGCCCCUUUGUGGACCCGGUCACCAAGACCAAGAUCAACUUUGUGUUCGCCAAGAACGCACACGAUGAGUUCGAAAAGGUGUUUGACCUGCAUCUGCUGCCUCGAGAGCUGGGCGGCGAGGGCGAGUGGCAUCCCAUUGAGGAGGCGCAUCGGCAGUACCGGCAGCAGGCGGCGCAGCGGGGGAACCAGGCGGGGAAGGAGGACGCGGCAACAGCAGCAGCAGCGGGGCCACUAGGAGGUGGUGAUGGUGGCGGGGGAGGGGCAACACCGUCCUCCCGGCCCGACAGCGCCGGCAAAGCAGCAGCGACCGUAACAGCAGCGGCAGUGGGCGCUCCUCCGCAGCCGGAGAUGGUCGCCGCGUGACGGUGACGUGACCGUGUGGUCCUGCUAGUCCGGGCGGGUGUGUGGGUGGGGGAGCUGCGUGCUUGCUGGGAGUGAUGCGUGCGUGUUGAGGAGGAUGAUUGCUGCUGGGUGGAUCCGUCCUGUGAUCCGUGAUCCUCGCAAGCGCACAUCCGCUAUGAUUGUAGCGUGCAUGGCAUACGUGCUGCAGGCGGGUGGCCAGGCAGUGGCGGCGCUGCUUGCCCUGCUCUUGUUGGGUACGAAGGAGUUCGACUAUAUUGAUUUAGGACGUUGGUUCAGAGACCCAAGCGUGGUGUACCACGGUUGGUGAUAGUCGUACAGUUUGUUCGCUCGUAGCGGUGGUGCCAAGGCGGAAUUCUUUACUAGAUUGUCGACUAAAGAGUAAAGGUUACGACACACCCAUGGGUCGUCGCAGGCCCUGGAGUAGUCAUCGUCGUCUGUUUAUGUUUGCAUAAGCGAACCCCAUACUUGCACUGGGGGGGGCUAUGCGCGCUUUGUUGUUGGAAAGUGUGGGUAGGUAGACCAGUAGGAUCAGUAUUAUUUUUAGCUGUAUGUAAUGAGCAUGCGUGGCGGAUGUUUGCAGACGACCCGUGAUGCUGCCUGAGGGAUUUACCUUGGCAAACUCUGCUACUCGGCAAAGCGUGUGUACGAGCAAUUGUGUGGAGUGCUUUAAGCGGAUGGACAGUGCUUUGCAGCGGUGAUACCAAUUCACAUGGAUGCAUGCAGUAGGUUUACGCAUUGAGGUUUGGCAGGUUAUAGGCGUAAUAGUGAGAUUGCAUCUGGUACAGAGCAGUAGACGCCAGGAGGAGUGAUUGCGCAUGCUAGGGUGCAUCGGAGCAGGUUGCGCAGGAAGAGCGGGUUGCUUGCUCCGGAACGAACUAGGGGUGCUAUUUCCACUUAUAGACAUGCCUCUAUAUUUUGGCAAUCUAGGUGCAUGCCUGUUAUUCCAGGACAGGGGUCUUGCUUUUGCUUCCGAUGUCAGGGGUGGCGACAGACAAGCCGUCAGCCCCGCAUGGCGCUUCCAAACUGCUCAUGCAACUAGCCGUACGGGCGACGCAAAAGCAAUCGCAUUGGCGUUGCACAUCAGUGUGACAGACGUGUGUUUAUUGGAUAUCCUGAGAGCAGAAACAGCCUUGUUCGCAAUACCGAUUGAUUGGGACACGCUGUACGGUAGCUGCUAUGCGUUGUACGGCGCCGUAAAAUACGACCGUACUUGCUCCACGGCACCCUUGCGUUGGGCCCUCGAUUAUUGUAAUCCUUGUUACUGAGCUGGGAGGAUUAUAUCGGCACUCACACGGCAUGCACAAGCCGCAUCUAGGAUGGAGGGGAACCUACGGACAAUCUACGCGCCAGUUUAGGUUUGCGGCGCUUCUUGUGAAACGCAUGCGAAUCCCGUGGGUGAAACCCACGGACGUGGCCCCAUGGCAGACCUCGGAACGAAGGAUCGCUG